Microdochium trichocladiopsis is the source of this 2922-nucleotide messenger RNA. RefSeq lists its product as uncharacterized. The record is from RefSeq and is a predicted model, not a curated record. NCBI's taxonomy places the organism in Eukaryota, Fungi, Ascomycota, Sordariomycetes, Xylariales, Microdochiaceae. The transcript has 3 exons. The coding region runs from base 1 to 2922 and encodes 973 amino acids. Gene Ontology annotation, molecular function: DNA-binding transcription factor activity, RNA polymerase II-specific; zinc ion binding. Gene Ontology annotation, biological process: positive regulation of transcription by RNA polymerase II. Gene Ontology annotation, cellular component: nucleus.
AUGGACGCCCUCCUUGAGCUUGGGCUGCCUGGCGAUGCUCGCGGCCGCAACAACAUUGCCUGCCACUCCGUCGACGACCUCCAAAGCCAUUUCGACGGCAAGAUCCGGGCAAAAUGCUCAGAAUGGCGCGCCGAGCACGUCUCGGUCACGCGCGAGUUUCAGUACCACGCCAUGUUCAACCUCAGCGCAAACGCCGACGACGCGACACACGACCCGGUCAUGUUGCUACAGAACGACGGCGCGACAAGGAGGGUUACUGCGGCAGAGGCGAUCGAGAAGCAGCCCUCUGAUGACCCGGAGCUGCAGAAGGCGAUCGCGAAGCACAUCAUUGGCCGGAUCGGUGCCGUGGACGGCACCUCCUGGGUUGCGCGGGAAGUUGGGCGGGCAUCGCAAGGCUGGACUUUUACAUACAUAUGCAAGGAGUCUUUGCAGGCAUGGACGCGCGCGACCUCGAAGACGCCCAGCAAGUUUGCGAUAGGCGAAUGGAGUGGCCCUGGAGGGCUUGAUAGCGUCAAUGCCGUACGCCCGGCUUUCGAUUGUCGCGGCACUCUAUCGAUCGCCUUCUCGAAAGCUAGUCGUGCGAUUGUGGUCAAGUACGAGCACACACCACUACAUAAGACCGUCGCUCAACUUAUGGAUCUGCUCGCGCCGGCAACGAUUCCACCAGUCUCCGCUAAGACCGGAGCUGCAAAUGCGCACCGAACACCGAAGGCGAAGCGACCUCCUCUAGCCGAGGGCGUGGAGAGCACACAGAAGAAGAGGAAACGACCGGCACCAAGUGCGGGAGAAGAAGGGUUAGAAGGGGAAGAGCCGCCUGCACGCAAGAAGAAGCCACGGAAGUCAAAAGUCAAACCGUUGGACUCACAAGCAACUAGCGAGGCGACACCAGCAUCACAAGCCGCCGCAGCCACUCAAGAUGCACAUGCAGGUCCAGCGGCAAUCACGACGACUACGGCACCGGCGACGGCGAUGGCGAUGGCGACGACUUCGCCGCCUGCUCCUAGCUUCACACCGCUCAAUGUGCCUCCGGCUGAGGCAGAGCGGCGCAGGGAAGCUGCGAUUCGGCUUUUGGCAGGCAAAGGCAUCAACCCGUCCACAUUGUCAAAUGAGCAGCUCAACAUUUUCGCAAACCAGGCUCCUUCACUACAAGAGACGUCUUUGGAAAUGUUCGCCAUGUAUGGAGCUGAACGUUUGCGAAUCGUUCACCCGAACGACGCCGCGGAUAAUAACUCUGCAAGUCCAGCUCCGGCAGGUGCCGCACCCAUCCCUGCAGCGAACAUUGACCCCAGCCUGUCGGGUCCUCAAGCUGCCCCAGAAGAUGGCGGCAGUACCAAGGUCUCUAUUGGAGACGGGGCCGUUGUUGAUGUCGAAGAGAAUGGAGUGGUGGGCACAACGACAUCGACACUGAAGCCCUCAGGCAUUAGGAUGACUCGGGGAGCAUGUGACAACUGCAAGAGACGAAAAGUCAAAUGUACGGAGGAGAGGCCAGAAUGCAGCAAUUGCGUGUUGACACCGGGCGAACAGUGCUUCUAUGCUCCAGCCAAGCCUCGCCGCAAGUCAGAAAAGACUCUGGCAGAAGCCCAUUCUGAUCAAGAGGCGGAGAUGGAGCCAGAUCAAGCCGCGAAUGGUUCUUCAGUAGGAGCUAACGCUCACGCGACCGGCUUGAACUCUCAUGACCAGCAACACAAUAACAUGACUGCUGUCCCGCAGCCCCAAGCGGCAAUGGACCGCCUCGCUUUUCCGCAGCAGCCACUUCCCGAGUUCACCACCGCUCUGGAUGCCGUCCAGCAGGCCUUGGGCACCCCGCGCCAGACGGCCCAGGAGCUCGACAGAAAGGCACUCCGACAAACAUGGAGGCUGUGCCACCACGUCAAGCUUCAGUUUUCGCAAAGCAGUCCGCACAUGACACCGUCACCCACCAUGCUUGCGCAGCAGAUAGGGAGCAGACCGAGAUCGAGAAAGCCUGCUUCUACCGCAGCCAUUCCCAGUCCAGCAGCUCCGCCACAGCAGUCUGCAAACUCUCAAGCCUCUGCGGCGAGGCAGCCCGGCGCCGUGACCAACAGCACUCAAUACCGAACCAGCCCUAAUCCAAUGCCUGCGGAGCCUACCAGAUCACAAGGACCGGGGUCUUCGAAUUCACAUCGCGGAUCAUCGCAGUCGGUGUACGGAACAACACAUCAGGCCACCGGCUCACAGGCAUACCCAAGCACCUCAAACACAUUAGGCACAGCGACGCAGGACAACUACCAACGAUAUAACGAGGCGAGGACCGAAAACCAUACGUCCUCUUGGAAACCACAGAAUUCUGGCAAUGGGGCUCACCAGCCCACUGCAUAUGGCAACAAGCCGAAAGCAACGAAACAAACACCGCCCACGAGCUUAUCGCUACCUUCAUAUGCGAGUGCACAGGCAGACCCAUACUCGAAAAGCCCCAGUACUACCACUAGUGCGGCUGCAGCGACCCGGACAUAUGUAAGCCGUGACCGCAAUAACAGCCAGCCUGCGAACAACCGAUGGACGGCACAACAGUCGUCAGCAUCACAAGCCCAUACAUCAUACAACUACGGUCUGCCAAGUAACGAGACAUCGACUGCCUAUGGGGUCGACAAUAUGAUGCCAGAGGGCAACUCCGGCAUCAGCAAUACCUACAAUUCGAAUCAGUCGACCUAUGGCAGCUACGGCAACCAACAGAUGGCAAACGCGAACGACAACCACUCACAACAAAACUGGUAUGGCAUGACUUCGGGUAACAAUCGCACUUCGACUGCUUAUGGGACGAGCUCGACGAACGCCAACUCGGUGCCGACAUACCAGGGAAACACACAGCGGUCUAGCAAUGUGUCUGGCUACAGCGGCCACGUCUAUGACCAGACGAGCGAUCAGAGCAUUUAUGAUUUGUUCCAGAACAACCGUCAGCAUUGA